Coffea eugenioides is the source of this 1142-nucleotide messenger RNA. Its product is annotated as vacuolar protein sorting-associated protein 2 homolog 1. The coding region runs from base 257 to 928 and encodes 223 amino acids. The transcript has 5 exons. The record is from RefSeq and is a predicted model, not a curated record. Gene Ontology annotation, biological process: late endosome to vacuole transport; endosome transport via multivesicular body sorting pathway; protein transport. NCBI's taxonomy places the organism in Eukaryota, Viridiplantae, Streptophyta, Magnoliopsida, Gentianales, Rubiaceae. Gene Ontology annotation, cellular component: multivesicular body; ESCRT III complex.
UUGAUUUACUUUGCUUCUGUUAUUCCCUCGCAGGCCCUAUACCGCGUAAGCUUUAGAUUAAAAUAGAACUUCAACAAACAUCUUCAAUCUUCAUCUUCUUAUUGUUAUUCUUAUUCGACAACUUUUCGGGGCUUCUUCCAUUAAUUGAUUUGGGGCAAAAAAAAAAAAAGAAAAAAACUUAGCUUAAUCUUUCGAUCUUAUACUUAUAGUGACGAUAUUUUUUGUGAUCGGCCGGUAAUUUGCCAUCAUCAUCGUCAUGAGCUUCUUAUUCGGCAAGCGGAAAACUCCCGCAGAACUCCUGCGGGAGAAUAAACGGAUGCUGGAUAAAUCGAUCAGAGAUAUAGAAAGGGAGAGACAGGGAUUACAAGCACAGGAGAAGAAGCUGAUCGCGGAGAUAAAGAAAAGUGCUAAGCAAGGCCAAAUGGGAGCUGUCAAAGUAAUGGCAAAAGAUCUUAUCAGAACAAGACACCAAAUUGAAAAAUUCUAUAAGCUCAAGUCUCAGCUCCAAGGUGUAUCCCUCAGAAUUCAGACCUUAAAAUCAACCCAAGCAAUGGGAGAGGCAAUGAAAGGUGUUACGAAGGCAAUGGGGCAGAUGAAUAGGCAGAUGAACUUGCCAUCAUUACAGAGAAUAAUGCAGGAAUUUGAGAGACAGAAUGAAAAGAUGGAAAUGGUGAGUGAGGUGAUGGGCGAUGCUAUUGAUGAGGCUUUGGAAGGGGAUGAGGAAGAAGAAGAAACAGAAGAAUUGGUGAGCCAAGUCCUUGAUGAGAUUGGUAUCGACAUCAAUUCCGAGCUCGUGAAUGCACCUUCAUCAGCUGUGGCUGCCCCAGCUGCAAAGACUAAAGUUCCACAAGCUGAGGCAACUGGAAAUGAUGACAGUGGCAUAGAUAGUGACUUACAGGCCAGGUUAGACAACUUGAGAAGGAUGUGAUUACUUGUAAAAGUUCUGGAAGAUGAGAUGAUCUGUGGCCUUGUAACAUUUGUGAAGAUAUUGCAAACUAUUCUGGCAAAGAUUGAUAUAACGAUAAAGGAUUUUCUCCGCCAAUAUUUAUCUUCUCCAUGUAAUUAGUUCUGGAGUGAAACCGUGAACCUAUCUUUUAUCUGAGUUCCUUAUACAGACGAGAGAUAUAUUAUUGUUUUGCAUA